Dendrobium catenatum is the source of this 1189-nucleotide messenger RNA. RefSeq lists its product as uncharacterized. Lineage: Eukaryota; Viridiplantae; Streptophyta; Magnoliopsida; Asparagales; Orchidaceae. The record is from RefSeq and is a predicted model, not a curated record. The transcript is spliced from 2 exons. Bases 488 to 1129 code for a protein of 213 amino acids. Gene Ontology annotation, molecular function: zinc ion binding.
UCUCUCUAUUGUUAUCCCGAGUACUGAUUUCUCUUCUGUUCAUCUUUAUCUUUGCAAGGCAGUCUCGAUCGAUCCCUUUUACCUUUUCAAACGUUUUUCUCUCCCGUUACUUUUUAUUUUAUGAAUCGCAAAUUGUUUUGUAACUACAUAGAAGUGAAGUGAUUUCCGUCUCCUUUCUGGGUUCUUCUGAUCAUCUCCUCUUCUUCGAAAAGAUUAUCUUUUUGUUAGCAGAAAAAAGGUUCAAACUUGAUGGAUUUGAUGACUUCCUGAGAUUUCUUGGUCUUUCUGAGACUUUGCCAUUGAGCUUUCGAAGAGGUGACCCUUUAGAUCUAGUUCUAUGUAAAAGCUAUGCUUUUUUUUUUUGUUUCUUUUCUUCACCCUUCUGAGUGUUUCUUUCAUUUGAUUUCAAUUAAUCUUUCUGUUCCCAGCUUUUUUCACUUUGCCUUCUCUAUCAGUAUCUUCUCCCAAUUGGUUCUGAUACGUAAAAAUGGCAUGUUUGGAAGAGAGACAUUCUCAAUACGAGAAUUUUGUUGUUAUAUGCUUGACUGAAGCUAAGAAUGAGAAUUGCAAUUCAAAUUAUGAAACAAAAUUGCCUUUUGAUUAUUGCCAGCCUUCAACGGCAUGCAAUAUUGAGAAAGCUGGAGUUCAGAAGCCUUGCAGAAGCUCCUGCGACUCAAAUACUUCCUCUGACUUGGAUUUGGAGUCAGGGCCAGUGGAUGUUAAGUUGAUAGUGGAAGAGUCUGAGAAGGAUUGCAGGAUUUGUUCUAUCAAUUUAGAGUCUUAUAGCCGGGAAUUGGGCAUUCCAAUUGCCUUGGGCUGUUCCUGUAACGGUGAUUUGGCUUUUGCCCACCAGAAAUGUGCAGAGAAAUGGUUUAAAAUCAAAGGAAACAAGAUCUGCGAAAUUUGUGGCUCAACUGUGAGAAAUUUGGUUGGAUUUGGGGAUACCAAAACCAUUGAGGACUCGAUCAAAUCAGGCCAUAAUACAGCAGCAGCAACUGAAACUCAAAGAUUUUGUCAGGGGCAUAGGUUGAUUAAUUGUAUACUAGCUUGGAUGCUAAUUGCCAUAAUUCUAUGUUGGCUUCUUCGCUUAUACACUCGCCAAGAAUACCAAAAGAACAUUAAAGAUUGAAUAAGCUUGUUCACUUGUUAUGAAUGUUAAUCAAUGAGCAGAAGAUAAUGGAUUUUUUUU